Phalacrocorax carbo (great cormorant) is the source of this 17935-nucleotide messenger RNA. NCBI's taxonomy places the organism in Eukaryota, Metazoa, Chordata, Aves, Suliformes, Phalacrocoracidae. The record is from RefSeq and is a predicted model, not a curated record.
UUUCCCGGCAUACCCGGCGGGGGGGGGGCGUGGCCGCAGCGGGGCCGCCGUCGGGCCUUGGCGGCGCGAUGGCGGCGGCGGCCGCGCCUGCGAGCCCGGAUAUGUUCGAUGAGAUCGUGAUGGCUGAGGAAAGGUUUCAUGGUGAGGGGUAUCAGGAGGGGUACGUGGAAGGCAGUCAUGCUGGAGUUGUUGAGGGAAGGAGGUAUGGAUCGCUCCAUGGUGCCAAGAUUGGGUCUGAGAUUGGCUGCUACCUUGGGUUUGCACUGACGUGGCACUGUCUGCUCCAGAAAUGUGCGGAUGAGAAGAACAGCAAAAAGAUAAGGGCUCUGGAUUCAUUAAUAGGGAUGAUUCAGAAAUUCCCGUAUGAAGACCCCACUUACGAUAAGCUGCAAGAAGAUCUGGAAAAAAUCAGAGGAAAAUUUAAACAGGUUUGUUCAAUGCUAAAUAUUCAGUCUGAUUUUAGAAUCAGUACUGAAAGAACUUCACUAACAUUUUGAGUAUAACAGAUGAAGAUAAAAAUGGAUGACCAAGAAGAAACGUUAAGAGAACAGAUAACUGGAAUAGUGUUUAUCUACUCUGAUUUUAAACAAAAUCAAAAUAGUGAAGAGGUGCUAAAUAUUAAAGGGGAAAGGGAAAACCAUUGAACUUGCAAUAGGGCUUCUCAUUUGUCAUUUAACAUUUGUUAUCUCUAGGUUUUAUUAAGAAUUGCUGAAACACCGGUGUGUAUACCUGUUAAAUAGAAAUAUUUGCUUUAAUUCCUCGCUGGCCUUGCACUGACAGAUCAGUUCCCCAAAAGGAAAACAUAGGCAUUUGCAAAGUUUCCUUAUUUAAAGGGUUUAUGUCACUUAAAAAAUCUGUGUAUGCAGAUCAUCAGUUUACACGAUGUGUAGAUAUUGUAGGUGAACUAAAUAUAACCAACUGCCUGCAGACUUUGCAGUAGGAAACAUUUUUGUUUGUGAAGGGUAGAAUGACAAAUGAAGUCAGAAUGCAAAGGAGAAAGGUUAAGAUACCUGCUCAUAAAGUAGCUGCAGCUCAGAAUAUGAAAUUUGCACUUUCCCUAAGUUCUGCAGACCGAUGCAGGUUGGGAGGGUGAGGAAACCCCACCAAACCCCCCAAAAAGUAGUCAGUUUGUGAUCAAUGAGAGAAACAUGACUACCAGAAGAGUUGUGAUACUGAUACUAGUAUUUACUAGUACCCUUUAUUCAGGAAUAGCUUUUUAUUUUCUGGUCUUGAAAAUAUACUCUUUAGUCUCAAAAACAACAGAUGCUGUCGGCUAAAUGUAUUCAGCUACGUUAGUUUAAGAGAAAUACAGUCAAUUAUUUUACCUGAAAAAUGUUUUCGUUUGGGCUGCUCUAGAUGUCUUUGCAUACCGUUUGCAAUACAGUUAUAUAAUGAAUAUAUACUUCAGUCAGUUGUAACGUAUGCAUGUCUGCCUGAGUCUACGUGGCAUAGUGUAGCUUGAUACAGACAGAUUUGACCACCGUGAGUAUGGGAAGCUGUGCGCAGGGUAAACUAUCUCAGGUGAAGGAAACAUUUUAAUGCGGCCAUAUCCUUGAACAGCACUACUUUGUGCCACCUAGACCCCAAUUCUGUUUUACUUGUACAGCUUUUUUAUUAUACAAGACAAUAAGCAACUUGAAUUUUUAAGUUGUUCACUGUAUGUUCAUAUCUGGGAUAUGAAGGAUGUGCGUUCUGCUAAAAUUUUUGGAUUUUGGACUCUGAAGAUAAAGUUUUGCUGACUGCAUGGAGGGGCUGAUUUGCAUAUGUAUCAAUUUAUUUUAAAAUAAUCUUUUACUUUUUGUCUGUUUUCUGAGUAUGCAAAUAUGCCAAUGUCAGAGGAUUUUCUCAAUAACUGGUUGCUGGUGUGCUUUUUUUGUUUGUUUAAUUGUCUUACAUGUGUUAAGUGUUCAAACAGCUCUGAUGCAUAUAAUGAGUGUCAGGGCCAUCUAGUGGAGGAGGUUGUUGUAUAAGAAACAGAUUAUAAGAGUUCACAAAUAUUUAUGUAGAUAAAGUUAUUAACAUAGAGAGUACAGAACAUAUGUAUGCAUGAUACAGCUCUUCUAAUUACGUGGUGAACUUCUUUGAAAUAAAGUAAUAUUGAGGUAGGAUUCAUUUGAGACUUGAUCCUCAUUUGAGACCUUGGAAGGGGCAUAGCUGCAUUGAUGGCCUCUUUGUUUAUGACAGUUUGAGUACAGUUGGCUUUUAAUUGUUACGCAGCUAAACCACUGGGAACCAGAACAAGCACCAAACUGUAAGUGCCUGAAAAUAGAAGCAAAAUAAAAUAGCAUAGCCUGCAAUCUCAGUAAAUAGGUAGGCACAAAACAAAAAGCUGGCAUAUUAGAGAAAACAAAGCUAAUUUGACCUUAUAAUCAAUCACUUCAGAGAAAUCCAAAUUUGUAAAAGUUGUCUCUGCAUCCACAAACCAGUUUAUUUUUGCAAAUCAAAGUAUUUUACUGUUUCCUUCAAAUUAAUGGAAAGUACUAGAUAUUAAUCUGUGAUCAACUUUGACUCAAAAUAUUUUUUGUUGAAAUCCAUGAAUUAUGCUUUAAAUAAAGUCCCCCUGGAUCCUGAUCUAAAAAAAGGCUGUUUUGUUGUUCUUCUGAAUGAUAGUACAAAGAGAAGUAAACACUGGAGGUCUAAGUAUGCAUGUUUUUAAAUGUAGCCUUUUUGGAAAUCUUUGUACAUGGUUUACAAAAAGGUAUGUAAAAGCAAGGGAAGGGAUGUGAAAGCUCAAGGUAUCUGUGAAGAAUUUGAUUAAUAGGAGUGUACGAUGUGUGAGUUGUAUGCAAAGUGCUACUCUAGAGAUUGUAUCAAAGCAAAAUUAUUUUUGUUUGACUCUGGAGUGAAAGGGUCUUUGCAGAUAAAGCGGUUAAUGACAGUUGUUUUGGAAAUUGGUUUGGUGGCUGAUUUUCUUGUAUUGCUUUAACUUUAUUUAUAACAAGUUAAUAUUAGAAUAAAAUAUUAUAUAAAUAUAUGUAUUUACACAUUUAACUAUAAAAAUUGUAGCAACCAGGAUUUCAAACUGGGAUAUGCCAGGUUUAGCGUUGCCUAUUAGGUCUUUAAUUUAGCUCCGUAGAUGUGUAACUACUGAUUGAGUCUCUUAUUCCAUGAGUCUGUAUUUUGCUGAAUAUCUUCUGUUUCGUGUCUUGUACUGGCCUGAUGGUGUUUAUUAAAUGAGGUAUGGUUAAAAAUUCUGUUGGCUAUGUAGUUGCAUACUUUCUUCGGGGCAAAAUUUUUUUAAAACUGUUUCUGCUACAGAGUUGUGGGGUUUUCUGGGGUGUUCAGGGCUGUAACAGUGGAGUCUUCACAGCAUACUGGAGGGGUAUUUCAGUACCUUAUUUAAAGCUAAGGAGUUAAAGCCCAAGUUGCAUCAAGAAUAUUGAUCUUCCUUAACCAAUGUGAGAUGUCUAAUGUGACUCGUUCCAAAUGAUUUUACAUUUUGAGGACUUAAAUACUUCAGAAUAUGCUUCUUGCCAACAUCAAGAGUGGCUGAGUAUCUAGCUUUUUUCUAGGUUUGUAUUUUUGCCUGUGUUUCUCAGAUCAGUCACCUAGAAAAUGAGGGCCAUUACAGUUAGCAAACACCUGUGAAAGGUGUGUGCUUAAGCCAACUAGAAUGCCACUGGGGGAGAAAAAUCCAUCAAAAUUUUGAAAACCAGAAUUCAAUUUUGUGAGAUAUAAGCAUACGGUUUCUUUCAACACCUUUCCCAUUAGGUUAACAUCUUGCUAAAAUCUGUAACAAAUGAAAACAAAUUCUGAUAAAUGGCCUCAUUAAUUUCACACCCUGCUUACUCAUCCUGUGCCUUGAAUGGUCAGGGCUCUGGUGGUAGAGCAAGUGUUACACUGUAGGUAGAGAUUCUUUGGAAGAUCUGGGCACAGAGAGGCUGAAUAAAGCUUCUGUGGACCACGGUCAUUAGGACAUUUCCCAGUUUGAAUGCUUGACUGCGCAACUUAAAUAUUGCUUUAAAGACUGGGUGGAAAAGAUUCAGGAAAAAAAACGUGAUCUUGUGGGUUAUAAUAUUGGCUGUUAAUAAAGUGGGACAUAGAGAUGGCUCUGUGCUGUAUUGUCAACAGGUUUAAAAUUUUGCAGAAGUACUUGAACUGUUAAAAACAGUUAAGACAGAAAAUUUCUGCUAAAAUUAUUGAAGUUGUUAAGACUUAAAAAUGUAUCAUGGUAUUCACCACCUCUAGUUAUUGCUCAGUAGUUAGGGAGGAGUGUUUGAAACGUUUAACUUAGAAAUUUAUGACUUGCCUGGACUGUGUUGUAGCUUGUUUUGUUUCUUCGUGAUUGUCUCUUAGCUGAAGCUGUAGAAUGCAGAAUUCUUAUUAAAAGGUGAAUACAAAGCUAAUUGCUGCUAAUGUACUGAGGUCACUGCCGUCCAGAAGACUUGUAAUUUUUCUUUCGACAGUAUGUGAUGAGUACAAGAAAUUUUGAGUUUUGAGGCAUCACCAGAAGCAGGUAAACUCUGACUACAGCAAACUAAAUCCCUGCAGAAUUGCAUGCUGAUGCAAUGCUGUCUUACAGCCAUGGGAUUAUUAACUGCUAAUACCAAGUCAGCCAUCACUAGAACAUGUAAAUCUGACUUUGUAGGUUAUCUGUGUCAUGGUACUACAUCAGUACAGUAAAAAAAUAGGCUGAGGUUUGUUAAAGCCUCCUAGUAAAAAUCCAUGAAUAAAACACCUGUUCCAUCUUUAUUAAGCAGAAUACUGUCUUUCCAUUUGCUGUAAACUGUAAUGUGAAGGGCACCAACUUCAGCUUUGAAAGAACAUCUGUAGUCAACAGAAAUGGGUGAAAUAAUAAAUCAGAAAAAAAUCUGGGUAUGCAACUGUUUGCUUAAAAAUCAACCCUGUAGGAGUAGCGUGGCUCAUUCAAUCCUAUCAUGUUUCUCUGAAACAAGGUUACGAUCAUUUACAUGUGGAUGCGUAGGGGAAGUCUGGCGUCCCAGCUUGGCAUGCCUUGUUUGGUUACGUGACUUUGUGAUCUGGUUGCUAGUGAGGUAUGAAAUCUAUAAGCAACAGUGUGUUCUAGUGUGCACAUAAAACCUGUGCAAAUGCAUGUUGCUAGCUUUCUGGAUAUACACUGUUUAGAGGAAGAAAAGUAAAGACUGGUUUAAACGCUGCCUUUGUUGUAUUAUUUUUGAUGAGUAAAGUAGCCAUGUUGGUCUGUGUCUUUAGGAUUUCUGGAAAAGUAGGACAUUUUUGUUGAUUAUUUUUAAAUAGAUAGAUUACAUUGAGAUAAAAUUAUGAGUUUUAAUUUUCCAGUACAUGAGUUCCGAAGUUUAUAAAUCUGUAGACUUUGUUUUCUGAAGAGAUGCAAGAGAGAGUUUGAACUCUAUGAUGUAUUUAUGAAUGCUUAAUUAACUUCGGCUGUAAAUACAACUUCCUUUAUUGGAACAAAGGGAGAUCAUCUGUCAAAAGUCUGCCUGCACCCUAAUACUCCACAGUGCUUUAGAGUAAGAACUGAUACCCUUUAAGAUAUAUGACUUACCCAAUGGAAAUCCUGUUCUGUGUACAUAUUUUUUUGUUUGGUAUGCGUCUACAUCCCUUUGAAUCCUUGAGUCCUUUUUGAAUAUAAACUUUUAAUACCCAUCUCCGCAUUAAAGUAUUACAAGAAAAAGGCAUUAAAAAUGGAAUCUUUUAUUUAUAAAAAUCAUGAAACUACAGCCCUGGAUCUAAUAUUUAUUCAUUUACUCACAAGCUGCCAAAGUUGUAUAUUUUACUAAAUACAGCCUUCUGUUUCAAGAUCUGAUUUAAUAAUCUUAGAUUAUUUUCUCGUUGCUAUUAAAUGAAAGCGGUGCCUUUCCCUGGGUGGCUUGUUUGAACAUUUGUGGGUUGGUUGGUUUGUUUGUUUGUUUUUAUAACGUCCUGUAAUUACUCGGCAGUGUUGCAUGCUUGAAAGGGAAUGCUGAUGAUAUUAAUGCCAUUUUCUGGAGAUAAAGAUGUGGGCAAGCAGGGCGAGGGUAAGACUCCUUGUCAGGGUCAUUACUGUCUUAAACAAUUUCUGCAAUGAUAGCAGCAUGAAGCACUAAGUAUUUUUACACAGUGCUGGUGUGGGUGUGCCUAAUGAUCUUAAGGAUAUAGUUUGAAAUCUGCCAGAAUUUUCUGAAGUCCCUCUGGAUUAGAGUCUAUUUUUGAUGGGAGUUUGUUCAGGGCACUCCAAAGAAGGUUGUAACAAAGCUGGGUCAGGCAGAUGGAGCAACGUGUGUGUGAUAAUGUAUCUCAUCCUGAUCUUCUGAAAGAGCAGGGCCUUGGUUUGAAACAAAAGGUUUAAUAUUUCUACUAAUGUUAUAAUUCUUCAUAUUCUUGGUGCUACUCAAUAUGAAUGUUAGUGCCUUUUGAAUACUGCCCUUUGCAACUUCUUAUGGAAAUGGGUUCCGGUCUAAUUACAGCCCAAAACUUUCAUAGUUUGGCAAGUAACCAUGAAGAUUCUCAUUUUACAGUCUGCCAGAGUUGUUUUUUUUUUUUAAUAGAUAAAGUGAUGACAAUACACAUUACCACAGAAAUCUGUAUAUCACCAGAGAACAUGGAGAUUGGUGGGUGUGAAAUGAGUUCUGCAGCAAGUUUUGGUGUCUAGGAUUGAUGUAUAAAGGUCACCUAGAGCAAUCUAGUACUGAAAUGCUUCAGUGUCUCCCAGGAUUUGGAAUUGCAGAACCAGCUCAGCCUCUAGUGACAUUAAAAAUAAUAAUAAAAAAGCCUUGUAUGCUAUUUUGAAAGCAGUCUUCCAAGUAUUAAACUCUGUGCACUCAGACUUGAAAAUAUUGGUUUCGUUAGCAGGGGCAAGAAGAGAACUUGGAGGUCUUGGAUUCUUUGGGAUUGUCUAGACUACACUGUGCAAUGGGGUGAUAUCUGGGGUAAAAUUAAAGCCAGCUUAAUGCAGCAGAAAGAGCCUCCCUAUGUUAGAACAAAGCACUGAUCUAGUUGAUGUACAAUGCUGUUAAAUACCCGCAUAAGCUCCAUUUCAACACUUCUUACAUUUAGUUCAUUUGUAGCUAACUCAGGUAUCUCUUUGGCAUCACACUGUGAAUAUUCCUACCUUAAUCACAGGAGUGUUUAUUCUUGAAGUGUAAUUACAUUCUUGUGGCAUUUCUCAUCCUAAGAUUCUUUAAGUACUUUGCAACUCCUGAAUAUAUGUAUAGCUCUACCAAAUGAUGCAAUACUAUGCAGAAGGAAAGAUGGUCAGUACACUUACCUGAAACGUAGACAACAUAGGAGCCUUUGGAAAUCUUUGUUAGCGUAAAGUAGUACCCGUUCACUCUCAUAUGAAAUAUAUGAAAGGUAAAAAAAAAAACCAGGCAUAGUAAGAGCCAGUUGAUUCUGAAGUGGCUUGCUAUACAAUGUUUUUAAUUGUUCUGUCAUAUUUCAUAUACAUAUGUAAUUGACCCAUAAUAUGGCAUUCUGGGUAUCUGGUUUUGGCACAGCAAAAUUGCCUACAGAAGAUUUCUGAACAGGUAUAAGAAAUAGCAUAUAGCUUUUGUCUUGAAAGAUGAGAAAGCUUGAUUGUAGUUGUGCGGCAUCUGGAUGGAUGGCGUCUGAAAUAGUGGUGUACUGACUGAAAGAAUUAAACUGAUAGUUGUUUAUAAUAAAAUUACAGAGUUUACUUUUAGCAGACUGUUUAGAGAGCAGAUCGAUAUUCACCCUCUGUAUCCUGACUCUGAUUCUAGACAGAAUCAACAUCAGUUUUUGUCACUGUCUCUCAUUUUUGAUUGUUCAGCAACGUAUUUGCCGCUUUAUCUCAAUGCAAUAGUAAUUACAAUUUUUAACCUUCAGCAUCUUCAGGAUUCUGGGGAAUAAUCAACACUGCAUGGAAUCUUUAUCCAUUGUAGGAACUGUGAGUCAGCAACCCUUUAAUUUUUUUAGUUGCAGCUAUUGUUCCAGCAGCGAGCUUUACUGCUAUUGUCCACUGUUUGUCCAGCUCACGUUUACUGGACUGUGGGAACGGAUUAGGGUUUCAUGGCUUUUUUUUUCCUUCUUGCAUAAACUCUUGAUCAAAGACAUUCCUUGGAUGACAAAACACUGUAUACUGUGUCACACAGUCCUGACCAGACUGCACGAACAGUAGUUUAAAAACACAUGCCUACAUUGUUCUCUAAACUGGCUUUUUUUUUUGCAAUGUAUGUGCAGACAUUGAAUUUUUGAGACCCCAUUUACCUCGUUUAAAAAACACACAUAUAGAAGUUAUUGUUAAUAAGCACUAGACAGCUUCUGAAAUAUGAGUGAAAAACAAAUUACUAUUUGAAACUAAAAAUCAGUGUAACAGUAUGUCACUUUUAAGUGGAGUUAGAGGUUAGGUCUGCAGUGUGUUUCCUUCCUGAGGAGACCUUGGGUCAUGGUGCAGUUAGUCAAGUGCGCUGUAAACCUAAAACCACAUGGACUUAUGGCAUCAUGUUAUGUGUCAUAUGCAGAGCACCUGAGUAAGAUGGAGAAUGAUUUGAGCACAAUUGGGGAAUUCAUAACCUUGCUUCACCAUAGGUACAUUGUUAGAACUGCAUGUUGAGAAUCUGGCUCAUUACAGUUGUAUGGUUUGUUCUUCUUUUAAGUUCUCUUAUGCAAUAAGAUGAGGACAGACUUCACAAAAAUCCACUAGCAUUAUUAUUUCUCAAACUAGUGAGAAAGAAAUCAUGUUAGAGAAAAAUAAGAGAGUUUUUCAAGGAGCUUUGACUUGUGAUUUGCCUGAAAUUAUCCUUCAGCAGGAGCAUGAGAGAAGUACAAAGAGAUCCCUGAAGACACCUUAAGCAGGUUUACAGAGGGAUUAAAAACCAUGGAGGACUAUAUUUAGGUGAUUGGAAAGUUAUCUGAGGAUGAGACAACACUUAGUUUCCACAGACAUGUGAGGCUUUGCAUAUACUUGUUUGACCCUGCAGCACUGUUGAGCGCUGUCAUGCAGGAGUGGAGGCAGAUGAACUCUUUCACUUAGAUUAGAAAGACAUUGUGCGUAACGGAGGAACCUUUCUGAUCCUUUGUAGUCCAAGGGUCUCUGUGAAAAGAGAAACCUGAAUUAAUAUGUGGCUGAUACAUUGUCUAAAAGGAACAAAGUGGUCAUAGUAAAUGGCUGAAACAGCUACAGAAAUAUUGAGUCAAAAACAUGAAAUAAAUGUAUUGUUCAUAAGAAAUAACGUUUACUUUUGAGUAAAUAAUUGCUGAUGCCUUCUGGAAAUCUUGGGAAGAUAUUAUAUCUGUGCAUGUAAAAAGAACAUAGCUAUAUUUAACAGUAUACAUUUGCUAAAGAUCUGGUCUUUAAAGUAGCCAACAACCAAAUGUAAACAACUAUGGCCUGCGGGUGUUCAAGGAGCUAAAAAGCUGUUCAAAAAAUAAUACCCUGUAUUCAAACAAUCUGUAGUGAUAAAAUCUAAUAAAAGGAGAAAUAAAACAUCAAAAAGCUCAAUUGUCCGUUUCAGACAGUUUGCCAUCAGAGUGGUGACUUAGGACGCUAGGUCACUCGUUUGGUGCUGGCUCAGGUGAGUUGUCGUAAUGCUCUAGUGGUGGUUUAGUGGUCUUUGUUAAAUGAUCUGCCCAUCUCAGCCCGGCUUCUUGAAGACUGGUGCUGAUGUUACAAAUAACAUCCUUACAGUGGGUAACAUGUUAGCUGUCGUAGGAGACCAUUUAAUGGAGUAUAGCUUGUGAGUGGGUUAAGACAAGUGUCACAGGGCAAUCAGGUGGGAUGAAAACCAUACCACUCAGCAACAUAUAAUCUAAAAAUUAUUUACUUAGCAGGUUGGGAUCGGUGAGUGGAGAGCAAUUUCCAUUCUGUAAUGCACACGCUACAUGCAGAAGUCAAAGCCCUAGACCUUCAACACCCAGGAGGAGAGGGCUCCUGGCUUGGAGCUUGGCCUGUGCAUGUAGCGAUUCCUCCUUUGGUUCAGCUUUCUUGAUGGUAUUGGAUAUCGGUACCUGGAGCUCUCUCCAGCCCUGAGGAGUUAACUCUCUUAACCACUUACUGCUUUAUGUGUUUGCCAGCACAAGCAGUUGCAGGCCAUUCUCUUUGACUUUUUCCAUAUCUAAGGUGAGUUGCUGGUGCGGAGGAGGUUCCUGUCACCCACCCCAAAUGCGUUGCCAAGUGUGACUUUAGCAACAGUUGCCUAAUGAAGUUCUUAGUUUGCUUCUUUGUUUUCCAGUUCAUGCCACAUUAGUCAGAGCUGAGCAGAUGUAGUCAAGGUCUCAUUUGACUGGGCAGUCUUUGGCUUUCAGGUAGGCUUCGCUCCUCAACAGACAUGUCAUCAGGGAGGGAAGAUUGUACUGUGACUCUCCAUUAGCAUAUAUAAAAUAUGAUGGGAAUAUAAUUUUCUACUGCAGUCUUCAAGUGAGUGGACAAGACUGGUAUUCUGGUUUUGAGAUGAAUCGCUGUGUAGUUUUUUAACCUGAAAUAAGCACUAAUUUUUGUGUUUCCUCAAGGAUAUUAUCAUAAAUGAGAAAAAUCACAUAAGCCAUAAUUAAAAUGAGAAGAGAGAUGAAAUCCACACAGAUGGAUUUUUUUUUUUUCCUAGUGUAUAAGAGGGAAUGCCUCUAGCAGCCACUGAACACAGCCUCCUGUGUCCAGAGAGGCAACUUGAGAAAGGUAAAACUGCUGUUGCGUUGGUCUGUAUAUGGUAGUGACUGCUCCCUAAAAUCUUGGGACUGUUCUGUGAAGGAAUUGGCGUUCCAAAGACCACAUUAAAAACAGCUUCAGGAGUUCAGUAGAAGUGGUGGUGUACACCCCAGGAGCAAAUCUAUUGCCCACACACUGUGGGUGGUGCCCCUGCAUCAGCAUGGCCCGCGCAGAGCGAAAAUGCUGCCUGUGUGCCACGCGGCUGAUGUGCUGUGAGCACAGUGUCUUUCUGGCAGUAGUUCCCUCUUCAGGUAAGCGCGCUGAGGAAAAUGAUGGCUGUGAAGACUUAGUGACUUCCCUGAAAUAUGAGACAUUUUAAUACAUAGUCUUGACACAGGCAGAAAGGAGAUCUAAGUAGCGCUCUGCAAACGCUAAUAGGAUCACCAAGAAACUAUUUCUGUUUUCCAUCUUUAAUGUCUAUCACAUUAAAGAAACAAAAGGAUAACUUCUGCCUUACUCCUAAAUUUGCACUCCUUAAUCCUAAAGAACAAAAUCACGAGUCUGGCAAGUCUCACAUUCAGUGCAAUCCAGCUGACUGAUUUGCAGUCCUUUCUCAUAAUUUAAUCGGAAUAUUGUGUGGAACUCAGUCAAAAGCCGGAUGGGAAUCUAUGUUUGCCAUGCCAAUGCAAUUACUAUUAUCAAUUAUAUUUGUGGGAUGGUAAAAAUACCAUGCUUGUCUGAAGAGAUACAUUUCCCAUAACAUGAUGCUGGCAGGAAUUCAUUAAAAUGCCAUCAUUUAUAGCUUUACUGCCUUUGUCCCAUUGUAGCUUUUCAAUGAUGUUGCCAGGAAUCUUUAUCAGAGUAUCUAGCCCACAUGCCUGGGUCAUUCCUAUGACUCCUUUGAAAUAAUAGCUCCAAGCUUCACUUUCUCCUCUGUCUUCUGGAAUUUUCUAUCACUUAAAAUGCCAGAUACGCUUGAAUGUAAGCGGAUUCUGAGUUUUUACAGUUAACAGAUCUUAUUUAUAAAGAGUAUGUGAAUUUAAGUGUUCAUAAAUGGUCCAAGCUUGUCAAUCAGUCUGAAUUCAGCAAUGGCUUUUGGAGGCCUCUUGGAGGUUUUUCUGUUUAUGCGUCCCAAUCUGAUGUAAGAAAAUACAGUAUUUUUCCCUUUAAUAAGCUACAGCAUAGCCUAGCUGAACAUGCAUAUUUUUUACUGCCUAUAGUAAAUUGUUUUUCUUGCUACAUUCUUGUCUUUCUGCCCUUCGCAAUGUGAGUAAUACUGGCAUAGUUCACCCAACGUUCGAAUUUAGUAGUCUGCAUUUAGAGAAGGAAAAUGUAAAUAACAGAGCUGACUAUGUGGGCUUAAACCUACUUAAGUCACAGAACACUUCAGUCAAGUUUAAUAGAGUUUAUAAAACAGAUAGGAAAGGCAAAACCCACUUAACAUGCUCAACAAAAUGCAGAAUGUCUCACUGAAUCAUUUUGACUUUUUUUAUCAGCAAAAAGGUUUUCGUCCCAAAUCAAGAUUUCACAAGUAAAUCUUUACUCAACUUUCAAACAUUUAAAAUCAGAGGACUUAGCCAUCAGUGACACAGAAGUGAGUCGUCUUUUUUCCUGUUUUUUCUUUAAAACAUGCUGAAACUUUGCAGAAAACUGGUAAAAGAUCUGUGUGGAAAAAAAUCAGUCUCUCUUUGACUGAGUCCAGUUUAAGGCUUAAUCUGAAUUUAAAGUUGCUGUUAAGGUAGUUUAGAUCUUCUUUCACUGCUAUAUGAAUCUUCCUCAGUGGCUUACCAGUGUAACUUGACCAUAUUGAGCAGCUCCCCAUUUUGAAUGGAAAAAUUACAGAUCACGCUAUGUACUGAUCUUACUUCACCUACCUGAUCUAUGAUUUUAGGGUAGGCCACGUAAGUCAGGUUUCUGUCUGAAAUGACUGGGAAACUGACAAGUUAAUACAGGCUCAGUGGGGAUUCUUCUGAUGCAGAUGGUUUCCCAUCUAUUGGUAACUGCACUAAGAAAACUUUUUUUGCACUAGACUAUAAUUAACGUGUUAGGUGUUAACUUGGGAGUUUCAUUUUUCAUUUCCUUUGCUGUACUUACUGCAUAGAAUCAGUUGUAAUGUGAAGUUUAGUCAAUGAGAAACUCAGGAGGCAGAUACUAGAUUUCUAAUUUGCGACAGGAGAGACAAGCACUUGACUUUUAUGUAGAUUUUUUUUACGGCAGAAAUAUUUUCAUAGGGUAAAUAGUCAAAUACAGAGGUUAGAAGCCUGACCACCUCCACUAAGAGUAGGCUACUGCUGUGUUCAGCCCUGAUAGUAAUGGAUAAUGUGCAUCCUCAGUUUUCAGAGGUACUUUGGAAUGUGAAUCGGUUAUAACUUUUUCUCAUUUUACUUUAUAGUCAUAUAUCAUUUUUGUCCUUCUAGGUCUGGUUCUCUUUUAUGUAUUGUUAGUAGGCUUUUACAUUUUUCUGGUUUAUUCCUUAUUAUCUUAGUGAUACAAUAGUAAUGUACGAGGGGAAGGGAAAGAAGGCAGGUUAACCUUACUGCUUUCAAAACAAACCAUCUUCUGUAAAGGUAUUCUAGGACACAAAAUCUUACCCUGAUAAAUAAAUACAAACAAGCAUUCUGUACCAUCGAACACCUACUUUAUUUUACCUUUUAUUGAAAAGAACCACCAAAUGGUGGUUUACUCUGAGAAAUUAGCUUAGAUGUUUAAAAGAAAGUCUUCAGCAAAAAAAAAAUUUUUGCUUUUUUAAAAAUACACAUUACUGUGACAGGCAGUCACCUACCCAUUGCUAAAAACCGCCUACGGUUUCCCAAGAUAACGACAAAAGGUUUUUAGCAUUGCAACUAUUAAGGCAGAGAGUCAAAACCAGAAAAUGUCAUGCGGUUUUACUCAUUGCAUCAGGUAGUUAAUACCAUUCAGCAUUCAUGAAGGCAAUAAAAAAAAUAAGACGACGACGACAAGCAGACAUUGGGUUUUACCAAUUUUAUUUCUAGACUUUAGUUUUUUUUGCUGGAAACUUGUCUGUUACAGGUCUGUUGGUGAAAAUGUGCAUUUCAGACCAGUGAUGCCAAUAAGUACAAUAUAAAAAUGUACAAAUCUGAAUUGCUUGCUUACUACAGAUUGUUAUAAUAAUGUGACAAAUAAAGCAUCUCUGUUGGCACAUGAACCCACUUAAUCUGGAUUUGGCCUUUUAGUACAUACAAUAUUUUAAAGAAAUUUGCAGUACACACUGCCACUCAGUGUAACACAUAAUAUAACCAACAAGCACUAACUCAAUAAUCAUGUUUGGUUCAGAGACACAGAGAUGCCACAAACAGAAGUGUUUUAUGAGGUAAGCAGUAAGAAAUGUUCCUGAAAUUUGGACAGAAUGUAUCCAGUCCUCCUGGGUCCUGCGACUGCUAGUAGCAUUGCAAUGCUUUAUUUAUGCACUAUGUAGGAUCUUAACUGCAUUUGCCUCAAAAUGAGUUCUAAUUCUGUUUUGGUUUAGCAGCAUACAGGCAACAGCUAGAUUAUUCUUCAGCAUACAACUCUGUUAGCUGGCUUAUUUAUGAGAUUUACAGGCUUUUUAAAUUAGCAUUAUGCUAUAAUUAAAAAAAAAACCAACAAAAAAACUAGUAUAUCAUAACAGAUUAAACACACAAAAUACUUAGAGUUCCAGAAGAUAACCUAUCAUACCAAAUGAUGUGUCCCAGCUGGUGGAAAACCACAUCAGGUGGCAUACAAGAGUUAUAUUAUAAUGCACCUUUCAUAUAUCAAUGUGGCUAAUAACACAGCUUAAACUACUAUGAUAAUAAACCCCAGAUCAGACAAAGAAUCCAGCUUUAUAAAAUGCAUAACAAAAAAACUGACAUUACUUGAUCUUCUGAAAUGUCUGCUGUUUUUAAAUUAACGCAACCUAGUUGCAAAUCGCGAGACCCAUUCAGAAUAAACGUUCGAUGCAUUUCAGUUUGCAGUAGAACUAUGAGGCACUGUGUACGAACAUUAAAACCUGGUCUAGACACGGUUAACUGAAGUAUGAGGUAUUGUGAAACAGGAACCUUUUUGGAAUAGAGCAGUAAUCACAUUAAGUAAAAAUUGAUCACAUAAAAAAUCUACAAAAAAAAAUGAUGUCAAUAAUAUAAUUUUCUAUGAGAAAAUUAAAACCUAUAACAUGGCAGUAUAUGACAUUGUAUAACAAAAAAAAAACUGAUCCACAAAAUAGCAGCAAAACACAAUGACAAAGAUACAGAAAAGCAAUGUUAAUUUUUUUUUUCAAACCAUGCUGGGAAUUUAUCCAUAGCAGCUCAAUAAAGAUGGAGCAUCCGCUCCUUUUCUUUUUUCUUUUUCUUUUUUUUUUUUUAAAUUUUAAAACUUUUUCUUUUUUUCCUUUUUUUUUUUUUGUUGUUGUUGUUUCGUGUUUUUACAAUCAACACCUUAGCGGCAGUUUUCUCACAUACAUUUCACCAUCACAUUCUCCUCGAGCAUCAACUUCAACAGCUAUGUCCACGUCCCUUCAGCUACUUUCUAAAAUAAUAAUAAAAAGAUACAUAGCCAAGAUGUGCAAAUUUUCUAUUUGUAGCUAAAUUAAAAAAAAAAAAAAUGGGCCAUAUACUGGAAUAAGAACUUCUUUCAAGUACUCCAAUUUUCGUAUCUAUUAACUAUGGCGUUUUCAUGGUUAGACUGCUUUUGAAAAAUGUAUAGGAAGGGGCCAAAUAGACUGCUUUGUUUGGGGUUUGUUCUUUGAAGCGUGUCCUCUUUUCUUUAAUAAGCUGGUUUAAAACUGCAACAUCAAGGGUAGAAAGAUUUUUCUUUAAAAAAAAGGGGGGCGAUUGCAUUAUUUUACAAAUCAUACUGGCCUCACGAACAUCCUCUGCAAUAAAUAUUCUUUUUAGCCUUAACUAUAAAUUAUAUAUUUUAGUGUUUAAAAACCUUCAGUUGUAAAACAUCUAGCGACAAUCCUUAAACUAUGUGUCCUAUAUGUGAACCUUUAAGGCCCCUAAUUUAUAAAGAUGAGUUGGCACCAAAGGAUUUCUAAACUUCAACUUUUCUAUAGAAAAGGAUAGGAAGAUAGCCUGGCAAUUUGUGAAUGCAAUUUCUCUCACUGGAACACAACCUUCGGAAAAAAAAAAAUCACCUCUCCUCUAACACCAUAGUUAAAUGCACUUGCUUUGCAAUUCCAAGUUUGCGAACAAGCACGUAUAUAUUUCCAAACCAUUCCAUUAAAAAAAAAUUCCCACACAAUAAAGAAUGUAUUUCCUAUAUCUAAUGGACUGAAAGUGCUUUGAAUGGAAUGGUUUUAGAAUAUUACAAACAAACAAAAAAAAAAAAGACUAAACUGUGGAUUGAACCUGACCAUAAUUAGGCUGAAUAUCUGUGGGGUCAGACCAGCAUUUUACACAGGUAACUACAAAAAUAUGAAGAUUACAAAAAUAUAAUAUAUUAUGUCACUAUUUCGGUUUCUCUUUAUAAUAGAGUAUCGUACGAGUAGUACAUUGGCCUUUCCCAACAAUGCUAAGCUGGAACCCUACAAAUGCCUUAUGCACAGGCAAUCCACAGGCACAAAAAAAAGAUUAACAUAUAAUAAUGCUGCAUACUAACAUACACUAACUUAUGGGUUACGUUAACCAUUUAUAAGGUGAAGAGGAUAAAAAAAAACCUAAGGAAAUAAAAUAAACAUUUACAGAUGAAUUAUAAAGUGACUAAAUGCAUAAGCAAGCAAGAUACAGAAAAGCCUAGAACUGCGUUAAAGCUAUGCUUUUUAAAGAAAAAAAAGAAUAUUUCAUUUACUAUCUAAAAAAAAAAACCUCUUCUACUUUAAAAAUGGUUGGGUGGUUGGUUUUAUAUGUAAGAAAUCAAAUCUAAUACCUCCCCUGGAGACAUUUUGUGUGUUAAUGCCUAUUUUUACAACAUACAGACAAGAACACUUUAAUAUAAAAACUAGUUGAUUAUUAUUGUAUAAAAUCCUCUAUUUUUGUAGCACAAACCCCUGGGGGUAAUGCAAAUACUAUUUUUUUCUUUUUUUAAGACAGUUUUUGGGGUAUUUUUUGUUUAUUUGUUUGUUUGAAGUCACAGAUGGAAGGGAGACAGAGCAAGAAAAAAAUAUAACAAGACUGGUUUUCCCUUCUGGUAUAAAAAUGUCCUGGAGAAAAGGGUUUCUGGGGGGGAGAUCCUGAUGCUGAUUCCUUCUCAGAUGCCCUUUCUUUGUCUGCUUUUCUCGCCAAGCAAACCCAUUAGAAGAAGUCCUCUUAAAUGUUCACAUCUCGCACAUCAGUAGGUGUGCAGGAAAGGUCUGCUUCAUCCUCUACAGUCUUUGUUUCUGAAGAUACGUUGUGCUGCUGUGCCUGACGUAGACUGGAUUCAAGGAGGGAUUCAAUCUGUUCUUGGCAGGCUCGUAAACAAUCCUAGAGAAGAUUAAAUGGAAGGAGAAAAAGACCCAGGGUUCUUUAGAAAAACAGCAAGAUCACAGACCAAAUACCAUUGCUUGAAAAAGCAAGAGAAAUAUAAUCAAGUUACUUGGGAGGGCAGCAGACUGAAAGGAGUGUGGGAAGAGCACAAGAAACCCUGAACUAUGAAUGGAUUGGACGAGCCGCCCCGUUUUCUGCAGGAUGCUAGCCUGCCUGGAUCCAGACUUCGGCAACUUCUACUUAACGGCCUAGAGACACACAGCGUUUUAAAUGACAAAAAGAAACGCCUCAUAUCCUGAAGUCAUCACGCCUUUGGCUCCUACAUACCUCUGGCCUUCACAAUAAGAUCUCUAUGAAGUCCUUUCACCCCUUCCCAAGAUAUGACGGAUCAAUCCUGACUGUAAGGCUUCUACUUGCGUGUCCUGUACCGUGUACCUCAGUCACACUUGGAGUUAGAUGUUCAGGAAUGCGUUUGAUCCGCGGCAGUGUACACCUUGGAGGAGAAUCAGAAACAAAGGAAAUGGCACAAGUAAGCGUCUAAUUUUGUGAGGAAGAAAGGGAAAUGCCACAUAAUACACAAGAACCUGAGAUACAUUCCUUCAGCUUUUAUCAGAAUACAACUUCCUCUGGGUUGAAAAAAUAUAAACCAUCUGUCAAACCCUUGAAUGAAAUCAAAGGAAUGGACAGCUUAGAGGGCUCAGUGGAACAGUUAAGUAUUAAAUCAUGCAUCUCCUUUAUUAUGAUAAAAUAACUUUUGUGUAAAUGUUUUACCAGUGAAACUAAAGACUUCGGGACUCCAUGAAAGUCCUCACCCUGAAUCUAUUCAUAUACCUCUGACGCUCCAUUGUAGCCCUGACCAAUACCCACCUUCAAAGGCGCAUUUCACCCAGCGUUCUACGAACCUUCAAAAUUGAACUGAUACGAUGAAUUGCAGCCAAACUUUUGUGAUGCGCUGCCAGCGAAAAGGCAAGCUUGAUCUAAAGUCAUCUCAUUUACGUUACCGUGCUUAAAAUAAAGUCAGUUUAUCCCCUUU